GGUGGUAAGAGAAAGGACACUUAAUUGCACAGCCAUUUUCCAGCUACAUUUUACUUCUAAUACCUGCAGCUGGUUUGCUUAGCUCAGAACUGUGGAGGGAUUUGGUAAUAACUACAAGCAACUAAACUAGCAGAAUUGCUGCUGAACAUUCUUGAGAGAGAACAGUCCAAAACGCUUGAGUGCCUCUGAGCAGCUUAAGAAUGACGGAGAGCAACCCUCCUCCGGCUAACCUCAACACAGAUCCAGCCACCACUGGGUCUUCCACGCCACGCAAGGGGCCUCCCAAGUUCAAGCAAAGGCAAACAAGACAGUUCAAAAGCAAGCCCCCAAAGAAAGGAGUAAAAGGCUUUGGAGAUGAUAUCCCAGGAAUGGAAGGGCUUGGAACAGAUAUCACUGUGAUCUGUCCCUGGGAAGCGUUUAGCCACUUGGAGCUUCAUGAGUUGGCGCAGUUUGGAAUCAUCUAGUCACCCCCAAUCUUUGCUUGUGUAUUUAGUGACAUUGGGAGUUCUGGAACAGUCAUUGUCACCCAUAGCACUUAUUUUUAUCGUCCAUCCAGUAUGUUGGCAUCAUACAGAAACAGAUUUCUUUAUGAGUAUGAGUCAGUCAUGACCAACUGUUGUUUUGAUUUACCUUUGCAAGAAUUAGGAAUUGCUGCUAAAAUAACCAAUUGGUUCAUCAGUUAUGAACUUGGAAAACAUCAGAAUAUUCUUCAUGUUCUUUCUCCCUAAAAUAAUCCAUGUAUGGUAUGUCUCAAUUUGUGAUCCUAUAUUUCUUUUGUAUAUAUUAAAAAGAUCUUGCCCAUAAUUCUCCAUCUUGUGAAUGUGCAUGCAAAUGCAGGCAAUCCUAUAUUUUUCUGCAGUUUAAUCCAGUCUUAAACCCCACACUAAUAGCUGUAUGCUAAUAGCCAUAAGAGCUUAAUGAUACUCCAAGAUAACAAACAGCUCAAAACAAACAAACCAAAAAAAGGUCUCAAAGCUUGCAAAAAUAACCCAUUUUGCCAGGAACAGACUUGGAAACCUGCUGUAUUCUGUGGGCAGGUAAUAUCACAUCAGACAACUUGUUUCUAGCCAUAACGUUUCAUUCUUCUUGGGUUCAGGUUUUAAUAACAUUAAUUGCAAGAAAUUAGCUUUAGUCUUGAAAAUAUUAGGAACACUUUUAUUUCACAUCAGCUGGGCAUUGCAAAUAUUCCCAAAUGAAAGUCUGGUUUUAUUAUUAACUCUUCCUAGCCACAGUUGUUGCUUUCAUUGGUAGAAUGGUUGUUAAGAAAAUAUGAGCACUUCCCACAGUAAGUCAGGAUAUCUUAUAUAUGUUUACUUGGGAGUAAGUGACCAUGAGUACAGUGGGACUUACUUCAUAGUAGUCAUACAUGAGAUAGCAUUUUAACUCUCUUGGAGACAACAAGUAGAACGUUCUUCUGUUCUCUUCAGUUGCUGGAUAUGAUGAAUUUUCAUUUAAAACCAGAUAAGUUUUUAUUAAUAUUGUUUUCAACAUAUCCUGUAACUAAACUCUGAAAACUACUUUGCAAACAGCAUGUUCUCUACAUGAGUACACUUGAUUUUAAAGGGAAACUCUACAUACCCAUCAGGUUUGAAGAUCAUGUGAGUAUCUACUUUGCCACAUGUAUAUGGUAGAAGAUAGAAAUGUGAUUGGUUUGCACAAGAUAAAUUGUAUGUGUUCUUCUAUGCCUCAUUAUGCCUACGUAUAUAUCGAAAUCAGGACAGAAAAUCUUGUGUGAAGUAGCCACAGUAUCAGCAGAGACACUCACAUGACUGGAAGAAUGUUUGUAGGAAGGAAGCACUUUAAUUCCUUUCCAUUGCUCUCAUAUCCCACUCUGGACUUAGUAUCUCACAGCCCAAGAUGAUGAAUAACAGUGGAUGGAAUGGCUGUUGAAAGCUCUAGGAUAAAUCCUUCCUUCAUUUGAGAGAUAAUCCUUCCUUUGUUUGCUAUUUGGUAUUAAGAUGGGGAGAUGUUACCUUACAAACAUUUGUUCCUGGGCACAUCUACACUGACCACUUAGGUCGGUGUGAAACUGGCAGAGGAGGAAGCAGUUUCAACAAUGGGGUGAUAACAUAGGAAUUCCUGGAACUGGGUUGAGGCCUGGAUUAUUUUUAUACACCACAACAGAGGUUGGCUUCAACCUGAUUCCAGAAUAUGUAGUACCUGUAUUUGCAACUUCCCUGCCGUGGAGGAUUCAUUUCUUCCAGCUCUCCUUGCCCCAGUACACAUGUAUGGCUGAACAAAGCACCCGUUCCAUAAUCGGUUUUGCUAUGCGAUGUGAUUUACACUUAGGCUUUAUUUCCAAAUAUCCCCCAACUUUGCUUAUCCUUGUUUAAACCCCCUAAUGCAGAGAUAUUGCAUUAUCAAACUGUUUUCAAACUGCAUUGAAUGGUCAGUGUAGAUGUGCCCCCAGUGAAUCCUACCUACUGUAUCCUACUACCCCAUGCUACUGCUUCAGAUGUCUGACUUACACUUGAUUUUAAGACAUAGAGAAGUAGAGAACCUGAACUAUUGCUGUAAAGCAUCAGCCUCUGUAUAGCACACUUAUCAAAUAAAAUACAAUAAUGUAUCAAGUCUGGAAGUAAAAAUGUUACGCUUCAUCUCUUCAGGCUAAAGUGAAAACCAGCAAGUCAGCUCUAGUCCUGUUUUCAGUGCUAUAAGCCAGAUGCUGACUUUAGCAAUAGGAAAGAAAAUUAGACCGUGCUUAGUAUGCUAAAGCAAACAAAAUAGGAAUUGUUCCACAAUCGUUACUCUUAAUAAAAUAUGCACAAUAUUUUCAUGCACUAUUGCUCCUCAAUUACUUCAGCUUUCUCAUUAAAGGAUGGUUUAUCCUGUUUCUUCUUGAGAUCCUUCCUGAGGGUACUUUUACUUAGUAUUUAAAAGUGAUUUUAUUUCAUUAUCUUCAGUUGUGUUUUUCCUGGUUUUGUCCCUUCUUUGAUUCUGCUUUCUCUGAAAUUCUGUUUUAUAUGCCCUCUUUCUCUAUUUUGCAUGGAAUUCCCAUUUAUAGGAUGGAUAGAUUUUCAAAAAUAAUGUACUUUGGAUCGCAGCUGGGGGAGUAUGUCUGAUUUUUGCUAACAGUCAACAAAGAAACAGAAUGUUUGCUUCAGUAACAACUUUACCCUUUCUGUAAACAAUACUGAACAAUAUAUUAAUACAAUGAGGAUUAAAAUAGGACCUAACUUUUUAUAAUGUUUUCUAUGUAAUAAUGUCCAGAUUUCCUUAUUUGGUCUACACAGUCCCCUUGGUGGACUUUCCCCUUUUUUGUUGUUUAUAACUUGUGUAACCCGUGCCUGCUGAACAUUUCCCCUCAUGUAGAUUAGAGUUUGCCUAAAGUAGGACCAGCAAAUAGAGAAUCACUAUAUAUGACUGAUACAAGAAAUAUCACUGAAUCAUAAUAUGGACACUGCCAAGAAUGAGAAUAUCAUUCAGUCACUUCCUCAUCAACAAGUGAAUAGACCCUUGUUGAUCGCAGUGGAUGCUGCCCAGUAGAGGGAGAUUGGGAUGGAAUGCACUAACAAUGUUAAGCAGUGUUUAAUGUUUAUACAUGUAUAAAUUCCCAAUAGGUUCCAACUGACUAUAAUUGAAAGAUAAAUAAAACUAUAGUGGGCAAAACUGACCAUAUGCCUGCCUAGAUCUGCUGCCAAGUGCUAACAGUGGACAGGCAACUUUAAGAGCCCAUUAUGGGUUCCAAUCUCUAAUCUGCAUUUGUAUUUUAUAGUCCUUAAAAUAUAAAUUAGGAUGCAGCUUCCACCCCAUCCACACUGGCAAUACAGUGCAAGUUUUAAAACAUUGGUCAUAAUCCAACAUUUUGAAAUGUAUUUGUCGUGCAAUGCUUUUGACACGAAAUAAAUAAAUAAAGUACAUCUCCUUGUGCAGAAAGGUUUAUAUAUUCCUUCAGUUAUUAGUAAAGGUUGUUAGCACCAUAUCUUUAAUUUAUUUUUAUUCCAACAAUUAAAGAAAAAGUCUUUAUUUUUUAAAGAUUACUACCAUGUGAUUAAUCAUAUUCCUCAGGGAGGGAUAUGCUUCUUUUAUAUGUGUUUUGUUCUUGAAUCCGUGCUCCCUGAAGUUUUAACAAUAGCAUUGGGAAAAAUAUAGAGCUAUUUUGAAAACAAGCUCUAUAUUUAAUAUUCUGUCAAAAUGUCAUAGUACAUAUCCUCCAUCCUAGAUAGAUUGUUAUUCAUUUACUAUAAAAUGCAAAAAUGAAAUAAAACAUUGCUUAAAAUA
Anolis carolinensis (green anole) is the source of this 4221-nucleotide messenger RNA. It is a transcript of the gene pde6h, whose product is annotated as phosphodiesterase 6H. NCBI's taxonomy places the organism in Eukaryota, Metazoa, Chordata, Lepidosauria, Squamata, Anolidae. The coding region runs from base 201 to 464 and encodes 87 amino acids. The transcript has 4 exons. Gene Ontology annotation, molecular function: 3',5'-cyclic-nucleotide phosphodiesterase activity; cGMP binding. The record is from RefSeq and is a predicted model, not a curated record. Gene Ontology annotation, biological process: positive regulation of epidermal growth factor receptor signaling pathway; positive regulation of G protein-coupled receptor signaling pathway; visual perception. Gene Ontology annotation, cellular component: photoreceptor outer segment membrane.